Rhagoletis pomonella (apple maggot) is the source of this 1002-nucleotide messenger RNA. Its product is annotated as syntaxin-5-like. The coding region runs from base 569 to 895 and encodes 108 amino acids. Lineage: Eukaryota; Metazoa; Arthropoda; Insecta; Diptera; Tephritidae. Gene Ontology annotation, biological process: vesicle-mediated transport. The record is from RefSeq and is a predicted model, not a curated record. The transcript is spliced from 5 exons. Gene Ontology annotation, cellular component: membrane.
ACUGGCCGUGACGUCCGAAAAUACCAGAAUGAGAGAGCAAAGACGAAUUCAAUAAGAAAAAGAAGAAGAAUCGAACAGCUGGGGCGAAAUUGAAAGGUUUGUUUACAAAGUGCAUAAUAAAUCGCGGAUUUACGGAAUUAUUUAAUUUUAAAUGUAAUUGAACAAAUACCAGCGGGCAGCCAGCGGGUCAGUUGCUGGUAACAAUUUGCAGAACGAUUCCACGGUGAUCGUUGCAUCGUCGUCAGUUAGUGAAAUCACUACUUUUCCGGCAGCCGCAACAAACGCUGGCCCAAGCCUGCAAAUUGUUGCCAGCAACUGGAACGCUGGCUGCCCACUGGCAUUUGUUCAACUACUUAAAAAUUCACUUUGUAAACAAACCUUCACACACAUCAAACCACAUCAAGCGGCUCAUCUGGAUGAAAUGAAAAGGCUGUUAGAUGUAAUGCAGCAACGUGCUCCCGAUGUUGAACAUCAGUUCAAAGAAAAGCCAAAUGAGUUGGAAAUGUCGGAUAAGGCCAAUGUAAACCAAGGCGGCAAUCGUAUAGAGACCUUGACGUAGACGCAAUUUAUGUACGAGGAACAGAUUAGAGACUUACAAUCCAUGGUGCAGGAAUUUAUGAUGGUCACAAAAUAUAUUGGCAAAAACAUAGGAAGUGCAUAUGCCAAGUUGGAAAAAUUGACAAUGCUGGCCAAAAAGAAGAGUCUUUUUGAUGAUCGACCGCAAGAGAUUCAUGAAUUGACCUACAUCAUGGUGUAUGCGUUACAAUCUAAAUUAGCCAGCAUGGGCACCGACUUCAAACCGUUGUAUACUGUCGUACUGUUGUAUAUCAGAAACUUUAAACGUCUAAAGCUAUAUAUAAGGAAUUCGCAAGCUAACAUAAAAGUUUUAUUAUGAAAUUUCACACAAUUAAAAAAUAGUUGGUGGUGAUUUAUGCAACCUCACAAACGCGGUUUUUCAUUACCAUGAUACGCGGUUUUGCAUUUUGUUGAUACGCGGUUUUG